This is a messenger RNA of Drosophila sulfurigaster albostrigata, 535 nucleotides long. RefSeq names its product larval cuticle protein III/IV-like. The transcript has 2 exons. The record is from RefSeq and is a predicted model, not a curated record. NCBI's taxonomy places the organism in Eukaryota, Metazoa, Arthropoda, Insecta, Diptera, Drosophilidae. Gene Ontology annotation, molecular function: structural constituent of chitin-based larval cuticle. Gene Ontology annotation, cellular component: chitin-based extracellular matrix. The coding region runs from base 97 to 429 and encodes 110 amino acids.
UCUUUGGGAAGAAACUGUAUAAAAACGAGAGUCAAGAUUAAGAGUGGCAUCAGUGCACUUUUGGUUUCAACCUUGUACAACUGUCCUAAAUUCAAAAUGUUCAAGCUUAUCGUUCUGUGCGCAGCUGUCUGCCUUGUCACCGCUGUUGUGGAGGUUGAGAAGCGCUCCGAGGAAGUGCGCGCUGAUGGCUUCGAUGCUGAAGUUUCCCUGAACGACGGAUCUUCUCGCCAAGAGAGCGGUGAUGUGCACGGCAACAUCAAGGGCAACUUCGAAUGGGUCUCCCCCGAAGGUGAACACGUCAGGUUGGAAUAUGUUGCCGAUGAGAACGGUUACCAACCCAAGGGUUCCGUGCUGCCCACUCCUCCCCCAAUCCCAGAAGCCAUCGUCAGGGCUCUUAAGUGGCUCGCAGAAAACCCCCACGAGGAGUAAAUUACAAUGUAACACAGUGAAUUGAACUUACACAUGGACUCCUCUCUGAAAUUAUGCUAUGAAAUAAAUUUGAUAAAAAUAUAUGCAAUAAACUCAUGAAAGCUUA